Molecule: messenger RNA, 3552 nt
Organism: Lytechinus pictus (painted urchin)
Lineage: Eukaryota; Metazoa; Echinodermata; Echinoidea; Temnopleuroida; Toxopneustidae
Exons: 1
Coding region: 2230-3552 (440 amino acids)
Biological process (GO): axon development; sensory organ development; positive regulation of transcription by RNA polymerase II
Cellular component (GO): nucleus
Molecular function (GO): DNA-binding transcription factor activity, RNA polymerase II-specific; E-box binding; protein dimerization activity
Source: RefSeq, a predicted model, not a curated record
CUGGCAUGGUCGAUUAUUAUUUGCUCACACUGUGCAUGCUCUCUCGUGAAGCCCGAUCGGGAGGCAGAGCGUGUUUAUUACUGUCCUUAUCACGAACUGGUCUAUUGUUGAUUGUUGUCACAAAGCGAACGAGUUGAUUGCUUAUGCACAGGUGUCCAAAGUAGAAUCCGCGCUAGUCUCUCCAGUCAGACACGUUGCAUCGCAGGUCAUCAUCACCCCGACCUCCUCGUCAUCUGGCGAUUCGUCUCUCAGAUCAGGGAUUGAUACAUGGCUAUGAAUGGAUUUAAGAGCAGCUUUUCCGGACAAUGGUUCAAACCAUCUUGCUUUACUAGCCUUAUAAUCGCGACUUUCCUUCACUAUUUUCCCCUUCCGCAUUCUAUAUAUUUUAAAAUUAAAGAGGGAAAUAUAUCAUUAGGCAACAAGGGUGUCUGGCGGGGCCUGGUUUCAAGGACUGUCAUUAAAACUAAUCAGCUUGAUUAGCGAAGCCCGCUAAAUAUCCGACUUGGGUUUGAAAGUAGAAUUACAUCAGGGAUCCCUGGAUCAUUUAUAAGGAUUUAAAAAAGAAACUGAGAAUAGUAGAUGGGGAUAAUUAUAUACCCACAUCGGAGAGGCAAUUACCAGUGCUGGAAGUAUACACACUCGGUGCACAGCUGGUAAAGGUUGCUGAUAAGAGCUUGUGAUAACUCUUUGGGUAUAAAGUGAUUUCGUCGUUAUCUCAAUGUAGUAAGCCGGUAAUGGACAACGAUUACAGAGCACACGAUUAACUAGGGGUGAUGAUAUGAUAAGGGAGUCAGCCAGUUGGUUAUCAAAAAUCGAUAUCAUCUCUCGGCUUCCUCACCCCCCCCCUACCCAUCUCUCUCUCGUUCUCAUUCUUGUUUUCCUCCACCAUGCACGAAUUCCCUUUCCCCACGGAGGAAUUACUCCUGCAUCAUCUCCUCGUUCUCUCAUCUCCUUUCUCGUCUCCCCACAUGUAUGUGGUCUGGAUCAGUUGACAUCUGGCGUCAACUCAGACUCUGGCUGUGGCGACCUCUCAUCAAAAGCCAGGGGGACUCUAGUAUAAUAAUCAGUGAUCGUUUCGCUUGCUCAUCGACGGCUAGGAUGAUAUUGUUGGCUCCUCAUCAUCAUUGUUAGGAAUUUUUUUCGAUGUUUCUUAAGAAUUUGAAUUGCUUUUAUUGCCAUGGAUGAAUAAUGUUGAUGUAGGGCUACAUAUAAAAAAAGCAGAGCUUUAUUUUGCCUUGGUGAUAUCAGUGAUUUUGUUAGGGAAGGGCGGAUCGAGAUUUCAAACCAAUAUCAGUAGAAUUUAAUCACUGAAUAAUCAGACUUCGAACCACUCGAACCGUGAGACUUCGACAAUGAUUUAAAAACAAAUAAUUAUUUUUGGCGAUUGUUUUGAUAAACAGGAUUCAUGAAAGAAUAAAAUAAUUUUGGGAAAAAAGCACGGAGUUAAUCAUCGCAGAUUGUGACUGCUGGCGUUGAUCUUUAGUGAUGAAUUCGUAAAAUCGCCAAGGAUGAACUUUCACUGUGUCAAGGCGGAGUGAUGAUGAUUCUAGUGUGAUGGUACUGCUGGCCUCUUUGGAGGAACCUCUGGCAAGACCCCUCCUGGGUGCGGCCAAGAACCCCGACUGGGUCGGGAGAAGGGUGCAGGAAGACUUCGGACCCAGCUGAGUUCCACCGCGACUGUGAGUGAUAACAAUCGGGUGUAUCGAUUACCCUCGUCUAUAUUAUGCGUGAUUUGCAUGCAACAAGCAAGCCACUGACACGGAACAUCUGGGCAGAGAGAGAGAGGGAGAGAGAGGGAGAGACAGAAUAAAAGAGAGGGAGGCAAAGGGGGUUAGCCUUAUUUCUGAGUGUUGAUUUGCGUGCGGGUUUGAGACCUCGUCUUGCUUUUAUUCUCCGUUGACUGUCCAGCUUUAUCUAAAGCCAGCUUCGCUCCGAGUGUUAUUUGUUCAGCUUUCUUACAACGAUCAGUUUACUCAUUGUAGAGGUGAUAACAACGCAAUGCAAGUCGCCCAGCUUGCGAUGUGCUGUGAUUUGGCUUCAAGACCCCUUCUUUUGCCUACACAAGUCACAAUGAAGACUAUUCUGUGUGCAUAAUCCGAGUAGGUUUAAUACCCGAGUCUCCGGACGUUGUUACAUGCAAUUAGCAGUUUGACCAGGUGGGCUCACAAUCUCAAGAAUGCGGAACUCGCCGAGCUGUAUUCGUGUGAUUGAAGCUGAGGGUUGGUAGACAUGGCGCAGAGCGAAGGCGAAAAUGACUGCGACAUGGAUCAAGAAGCGACUAAACAAGAAUGUUCUGAGAAGGAUGAAUCAGAAUGUGACAAGACCGUCUCUUCCAGUGGAGCUACCAGUACAGGUGCGACGACAGCGACACCCAGCAAAGGGGCGGGGUCGUCGAGUGGGGCUGCUUCGAUUAGCCGGAGAAGUCGUCGAAAGCAAAGCGAUCCCCGUCGCGUCGGCAGUGAGAUAGUAAAAAUGGAAGUUGUUGAGAUCAAAUCUGAGAUCAUAGACCAGGAUGAUAGUGAUAGUAACGAGAAAGACCCGGAAGAUCAUUUCGACGACGAUGUCUUUCUCAAAGUCCGGACCAACGCACUGUCGCCCAUUCCUGGAACGCCUACGAGUUCGGAACGAUUGGAAGGAUCAUUAGUGCAUGAUCAAUCACGCGAUCGUAUCGGAGAUCGAGAUCGAAUGGAUGUUUUACAGAGAGGAGUCGACAACGGCGACGACUGCCAACCUCAGGAUCUUAGUAUGAGCAGUAAAAAGCGUGAUCAUAAUCGUGUUGUCCUUGCAAUACCUUCGGUUGUUAGGCCAACCAAACCCAAAGGAACACAACUUGACCUAGGAAGACGAAAUGAGUCAGAUUCUGCAAACGCAUCCACGCACUCGCAAAUUUCCCAGAAUAAUGCUCAUGUUUUUCGAACAUUUGCUCAUGAUUUACAGGCGGAAGGACUUGUUGGUCUCGAGAGAGAUUACCGAUUGAAGUACAGACACGAUUUCGACGACGAUUACCACGACUCACAUUCCCAUGCUAUCAUUCCCCACCAGGAAUACCCCACGCCUCUGCCAUUCGCGAUUGCCCACCAACACAAAGUUAUUCUCGACUCACAAGAGUGCAAUUCUCAGGGCAUCGCAUGCGGUGACCACAAAGAAACAAACGGUAAAACAUCUCCAUCGACGUCCACAUCGUCGUCAUCGUCGACGUCACAAUCGUCGAAGUCGACAAACAAACCAGGGAGGUCGUAUAAGAACUUGAGUCGUUCUCGGAGGAUCGUCGCCAACGCCCGAGAGCGUAAUCGAGUCCACACGAUCAGCGCCGCCUUCGAGGGUCUUCGUCGGGCAGUGCCUUCGUACUCGCACAACCAGAAACUGUCGAAGCUAGCCAUCCUCAGGAUCGCUUGCAGCUACAUCCUCGCCCUGGCCAAGCUUGCCGACCUCGAUUAUAGCCCCGAGGAUGAACAGCAGAUGAGCUUUGAGGACUGCGUCGAUCUCUGCACCGAAACCCUACAAGCGGAAGGAAGAUCGAAGAGGCGGAAGGUAAGAUCAUUGGAAAUAUAA